CUGGGCAGCAGGGCAGCCUCAUGUAAACACGGCGCGCGCACACAAGGCUUUGUCUAACACACACACACACAUCUCACACACACAUCCCCCGUUAUUAUAGUCAUGCCAUGGAUAUUUUGUGGCAAUACCAAUUCAGGAUAAUUUUACUCGGAGAUUCCACGGUGGGGAAAUCGUCGUUGCUGAAGCGCUUCACGGACGGGAUCUACAGUGAUGUGGCGGACCCCACGGUGGGGGUCGAUUUCUAUGCCCGAUCGCUUGAUAUCGAACCCGGGGUGAAAAUCAAGCUGCAGCUCUGGGACACGGCUGGACAGGAGCGAUUCAGGUCCAUCACGACAUCGUACUACCGUAACUCCGUCGGUGGGCUUCUCGUCUUCGACCUCACCAACCGCAAGACCUUUGAGCACGUGAGGGAGUGGCACAAGGAGGUGAGUGAGCACAUCCUGCCGCACCACAUGGUCUACAUCCUCAUCGGCCACAAGAGCGACCUCAACAAGGACCGCAAAGUGAGCCGGGACGAGGCGGAGCAGCUGGCGGCCGAGAUGGGCAUCCGCUACGUUGAGACGUCGGCCAAGUGCAACAGCAACGUGGACCGCGCCUUCGAGCUGCUGACCAGGGACAUCUACGAGCUGAUGAAGAUGGGCGAGAUCGUCACCCGUGACGGCUGGGAUGGGGUGAAGAGCGGCCUCACCGCCAAGGUGCUGUACCCGACCGACGACGACGACGACGUACCGGCUGCCGUUGCCGAGAAGGGCUGCCACUGCUGACUGUGAACUGUGUCCAAACACUGCACCCACCCCUCACGUCUUCUCACAGUCGCCCAUCGAAACCAAGUCACUCAGGCUCAGUGAUAUCACUUCCUCACCUCCUGCUUCUCUGUGUUUGGGUUCUUCUUGGGGGGUUUUCUAACCAUUUUACAUCCCCCCCAAUGUGUAUCUCAAUGCCAUGUGGUGUCCCAUGAGCUGAGCUGGGCCUAGUAGGGUUGGGAAAAGAACAGAAAGAAGAUCAGAUCUGUGGGUUUAGGCUGCAUUCACACCAAAUCAGGCAUGAUGAGGGUUACUUAAUUGGCCACAAAUGGUGAGAUGUAAUGACUGAUUGACGUCUUUGGUCAGGGUUGUACGGCUCCCGAAUUACGCUUAAAUGAUGCAGGUUUUUCUUUCAGCCCAUAUUUCCGCCAACUAAACUUCCUCUUCUAACAACUACGUGUUUUUUAGCCAUUGUACAUCCUAAAUGUGUAUUUUAUAGGCAAGUUGUAUCUCUAAAGCCAUGUGGCAUUAGCUGAGCUGGGCCUUAUUGGGUUGCAGAAAAGAGAGCCCUUGUGAUAAAAUCUACUGCUUUUACACCAAUCAGGUGUUUUGUGUUGUUGAAAGGUUACUUAAAAAGCCCAAAAUAAGCAAUGUAUGUCUUUUACUGGGUUGUACAGCUCUCAACAUGGUUUUCUUUCUCCUAUAUUGUAACUCAAACUCACUACCAACAUUGAAAUGAAUGAGAGGACUUUCAUUCUGCACCCGCGCCUGAUUUAGUGUGAAUGCCUUCUUACCCAAUCUCCACGGCCCUAAAACUAAAGGACUCUACUGAGGAUACAUUUCAUUCAGCACUAUUGUGGGUUUCUAUCUGUCCAAGUUUGUGCAAUGCUUUGCCUGCGACUUGUUGUGACUGUGAAAUUGUAAAUAAUAGUGAAAUCUAUGGAGGGGAAAGGUCACUGAGAGUGUGUCGAGUGACGGACACCGCGGUAAAUCAACGUGCUCCUCAUGCUUCUGUACGUGCACACACGCCAAACUGACUCAAGUCUUUGAUCAUCCUGUGAAUAGAUGAGUGAUGUUUUUGUAAAGAAAAAUAAAUAGUUUAUUUCUAGAUCAGGUGUAUACAUAAAGAUAGUAUUUAGGGUAGGUAUUUGUAUCAUAGCAUCCACAGGAGGAAGAUAUGGAGUGUGUCAGCAUCAGUUAUCAGACCUUUAAUGGCCUUAGUGAAGAUGUGUUUAAGAGAACACACAGGAGCUGUAAUAUCACCUGCAGCUCUCUGUAGUUUAACCUCAAACAGCUGUUAGUGUUCAAAGCUUUAUUCACUAAAAUAAUAUUCCAUUCAGGUCUGAGCUAAUGUUGGGCGACAAGCAUAGUGUGUAAAAUAGAUGCUCAUUAAAUCUGCUUCUGUGGGCCUGUACUUGCCGUUGUCCUGAUGCUUGAAAAUGCAAGCUUCAAAGUAGAAAAGUGACAGCAUAUAUACUGUUAAAUCUACAUGGAAAUUCAUUCUCCAGAUCCUCUCAUUCUAGCCUGCUUAGCAGAUAAUAUGGCAUGCCCUACCAAGAGACCGUUGCCAAAUCUCGUUAGGCUACCCCUCUCACACUUGAUUUUAUGCUUGAUUUUAUAUGUGCAUAAUCAUUGUAAAUUAUUUGGCCCUUUAAGAUUUUGCAGACUUUUCAAUCGUGGGAUAAGAGCAUUGGGUACCACUUAACAAUAAUCAUUAUGAACCAUUUAUAAACCAGUUCUAACAUAGUUUUCAUACACCAACACAGGCCCACUAUUUGGCAAGAUGACUAAGCGUUACAUUGGCUGCCUAGCAGUACAGACAAAUGUGGGCUCACUAUUUGGCAAGCAGCCGGUCGCAGUUGUCCUGUUUAUCUCUGGUCUUAUAAAAGCUUAUUAAUGAUUUAUAAAGUGUUCACAACAUGAUUAAUAAAGGAAUUACAAUCUAUUUGCAAACCCUUUAUAAGUGUAGUCUUAUUGUAAAGAAGUACCGAUCAUGGAUAUUUGUUGGCUCGUCCCUAGCCUAGAAUAGCCUAGCCUAGCACAGCUCAGUUAGCCCGGCUCUGUCUUUAAUGCAGCAUUACUGUUGAAUCAAUACACAGAAAGAAAAACAAAACAGCUGAUGGAAGUUAUCUGGUAAGGUAAUAGUUACAGCAAGGGAACGUUGAUGAGUAUGUUUAAUAGGACAAACUUUAGUCAUGUUCGUUGUUUGUUCACUUUAAUGAGCAAUGCUAGCUGCUACUCUGCUGUUUCCAGUCGUCAUGCUAGGCUAGGCUACUGCCCUUUGGACUCAAGCGUCAGACUAAAUGCAUCGUUGAUACUAGUCUCAUCCAACUAUCUCAAAGAAAGCUAAUAAGUGUAUUCUCAAAAGGUUGAAUUGGUCCUUAAAGCUAUCGAAAUUCCUGUUAUUACUCGUGAUAAUCUGAUACAUGCAGUGAUUUUCAAUGCCUUGAUUUCCUUCAACCCUAAUAUAAAUCUCAAUGUCAAAGCUUCACUUAAAGUUGCUGAAAGUCUUUACGUCACUUUCAAUAGUCACUCAUGUUUCCAUGUAGUAUUUGGGAUUUAUAGACUAGUAACAGUAAUAAUAGCAGCUGAAAGGAGCCUUGUUAGGUUGUGCCUGCAGACGCUUAUACUCUGUUGUUCACGGGCCUGAGAGACCACCACAGACUACAGAACACCAGGCCUGGGAACCCCCUCACUCCCCCAAUUCACACUUUGCUAGCAUUUCACAAAAAAAAACUUGCUCAGACACACACACUGUAAACUGCAAGAGAUUAUGCAUUCUGGAGGUUUUACUUUGCGUUCAUGUGACAGUGUUUUUCUCUAAAUUGAUAACAUCUCAGACGUCCCUUUACUUUUUAACCUCUGUGCUUCCUGGUAGACCACGCACCUUUUAUUGCCGGGGUCGAACAAUGUAUAUCGUGUUGUUUUUGUUGGUUUGAUGAUCAGACGGUUACAUGUUCUGGUUCUUGGCACAGGUGAGGACUUCAUCACAUCCUGUCCCUGCAACAUCCAUGUGUGAACCAGUCUGACUAAUACUACUAACUACCUUCCUCACUUUGUCAUCCAAACAGGGUUAAACUGUAUAAUAUUGUUUCAAUUUGUGUUUUAAUACUUAGCUAACUGUUCUCCAGUGAGCAUGAUUUGCCUUUUCUAAUCACAGUGUUAAAGAGUGUGAGACACCAAGAAGAAAGACGGACUUUAUGGGACAGAAUAAGCUUGUAGACGCCUCUAUAUCCAGCAAUGAGUUCAUAUUUAAAGUAAUAAUAACAGCAUUUGUAAUCUAACAUACAGUGAUCAUCCUGUGUAAAUGACCAUUGUAAUAAUGGAUGCCGUAGUCCAGAUCCAGCCUCUCUUUUACUGUAAUCUUGAAGGAACUGUUCAACAUUUUGGGAAAUAUAUCUAUGUGUUAUCUUUUCUGAGUUUAAUGAGAAGAUUAAUACCACUUUUGUACGUAAAGUAGAAAAGUGGAGCCAGUCAUUUUGCCUUGCUGCAUCAAUUUGCGUCACUUUGUCUGGUUUAUUACAGCGGUAUGAACCCAAUAUAAACAGACUACGAUCUUAUUUAAAUGGCAAACAUGUGUUAUACAGUCAGAAAUAAAGCUUGAGCAUGUUUGUUUGCAAGACGACAAGCGAACAACUUUUAAAAUGCUCUUGAUUGAGUUUGGAUUGAUCAGCACCUCAAUUUUACGUAGCAAAACAACUUUUUUAACACAUGUUAUCUCUCAGAAGGAAAACAGGUAAGCACAUUUCCCAUAAUGUUGGAUUAGAACAUCAGUAGUUUGUUUUUCUAUGUUGUCCACAGGAAUGAUCAACAAACCCACUGUCUGGGCUUUUUCUACAGAGCCCAUAAACUGUCCAGCUCUUCAUCCCCAUGGUCACAUUUCACAGCUUUACUGAAUAAUGUUAUUUAUUUUGUAUAUCAUGUUUAAUGGUUUCUCCUUUUAUUUGAUGUGAUUUUAUUGAUUGGUUAAAAAAAUAAAAUAAAUAGAUGUACAAUGAA
Messenger RNA from Eleginops maclovinus (Patagonian blennie), 4742 nucleotides. It is a transcript of the gene rab42a, whose product is annotated as RAB42, member RAS oncogene family a. The record is from RefSeq and is a predicted model, not a curated record. Bases 108 to 764 code for a protein of 218 amino acids. Gene Ontology annotation, molecular function: GTP binding; GTPase activity. Gene Ontology annotation, cellular component: Golgi apparatus. The transcript is spliced from 2 exons. Gene Ontology annotation, biological process: Rab protein signal transduction; vesicle-mediated transport. Lineage: Eukaryota; Metazoa; Chordata; Actinopteri; Perciformes; Eleginopidae.